Apiotrichum porosum is the source of this 1680-nucleotide messenger RNA. RefSeq lists its product as uncharacterized. The record is from RefSeq and is a predicted model, not a curated record. Bases 1 to 1680 code for a protein of 559 amino acids. Gene Ontology annotation, cellular component: membrane. The transcript is spliced from 7 exons. Lineage: Eukaryota; Fungi; Basidiomycota; Tremellomycetes; Trichosporonales; Trichosporonaceae. Gene Ontology annotation, molecular function: amino acid transmembrane transporter activity. Gene Ontology annotation, biological process: amino acid transmembrane transport.
AUGGCGUACAAGGACCUUCUCGACAAGACUCGUUUAAAAGCCGCCGCUCCCAAUGAGAGCAGUGUAACUGAAGAGAAGAUCCAGGCCUCGUCAGACAUCGUCUCCGAGGCCUCUACCGUUCCCCCGCGGUCCUUAAGCGUUCCCUCAAGGCAGAUGAUUGUCAUCGGCGGCGUCAUUGGUACCGGUCUAUUCCUUGGUACCGCCAACAACCUCAAGAAUGCCGGUCCGGCCGGCUUCCUCAUCUCGUACUGCAUUAUGGCCACCCUGCUCUACUCCGUCAUGGUGGCCAUGGGCGAGAUGAUCGCCGCCUUCCCCAUCGCCGGUGGACAGUUUGCCCUCGCUGGGCGCUUCUGCUCCCCCGAGCUCGGUUUUUCUAUCGGUUGGCUUUACUGGUAUACUUACAUUGUUCUUCUCCCCGCCGAAAUGUCUGCUGCGGCCGUCAUCAUCUCGUACUGGACGCCGUCGGGCAAGGGAGACGCUACAUGCACCUCGGGCGUGUGUAACAACGCCAUGUGGGUGGGCCUAAUGCUCAUUGUUGUUAUUGGCAUCAACUUCAUGGGCACUCGCGCAUUCGGUGAAUGCGAGUUUUGGGCAGCCUCCAUUAAGGUCAUCACUAUCGUUGGCCUCAUCAUCGCCGGCAUCGUCAUCACUGCCGGCGGUGGCCCCAACCACGAAACCAUCGGCUUCCGUUUCUGGAACGAGACCGGUGGUUUCGUGCAAUACGACGACAUACCCGGAUCCUGGGGCAGGUUCUUGGGCUUCUUCGCCGUCCUUAUAAACGCCGGUUUCGCCUUUAUUGGAACUGAGAUUACUGCCAUUGCCGCCGCCGAGACUGGCAACCCCGGCAAGUCGGUCCCUCGUGCUAUCAAGACUGUGUGGAUCCGCCUUGCCCUGUUCUACAUUGUCAGCGCUCUCCUCAUCGGUAUGCUCGUGUCGCCCGAGGACCCCUCCCUCAACCUCGCCUCGACCGCUGCCAAGAGUCCGUUUGUCAUUGCCAUUACGUCGGCUGGCAUCAAGGUGCUCCCGUCCAUUGUCAACGCCGCCUUCCUGACCUCGGCCUGGUCGGCGUGUGUCGCGCACAUGUACGUUUCCAGCCGUACCCUCUACGGUCUUUACUCGCGUGGCGCCACCCCGCGCUUCCUUGACCCCUACCUCGGCAAGCUUCGCAAGAGCGAUGGCCUCCCCUGGGUGUGCGUCUCGGUCAGUGCCGUCUUUUCGACGCUGUCGUUCCUCGCGGCCACCAGCAACGCGUCGGCCGGCACUGUCUUUGGCUACUUUGCCAACAUGACUUCCAACUGUGGUAUGCUCUCGUGGUCGGCCAUCUUGUUCACCGCUAUUCGCUGGAACAAGGGCCUCAAGACCCAAGGCAUCGACCGCAAGACCCUUCCUUACCUUGCUCCCCUCCAGCCGUACCUCUCAUACUACGGCUUCAUUGUUACGAUUGUGGUUGUAUUCUUCUCCGGUUUCACUACCUUCAUGCACAAGUUCGACACUAGCAGCUUUAUCACCACCUACUUUGGUAUCCCCUUCUUCCUCGUCCUCCUCCUCGGCUACAAGUUUAUCAAGCGCACCAAAAUGGUCGACUACGACGACAUGGACUUUGUCACCGGCUCGUCGCAGGACAUUCCCGAGGAACCCCGCGAGCCAGGCUUCAAGGGCUGGCUCAAGGCCAACGUGUAA